Diatraea saccharalis (sugarcane borer) is the source of this 1605-nucleotide messenger RNA. The record is from the annotation of a GenBank genome assembly. Lineage: Eukaryota; Metazoa; Arthropoda; Insecta; Lepidoptera; Crambidae.
AUGGACAACGAGGGAAGAACGGUGCUCAGUACUGCCGCAGCACAAGGUAACGUGGAAGUGGUCCGUCAACUAUUGGAUCGGGGUUUGGAUGAACAUCACAGGGAUAACUCUGGAUGGACUCCACUGCAUUAUGCUGCUUUUGAAGGUCACAUAGAAGUUUGCGAAGCCCUUCUAGAGGCUGGGGCGAAGGUUGACGAGGCUGACAACGAUGGCAAAGGAGCCCUAAUGCUCGCCGCUCAAGAGGGACACACGGCCCUCGUGCAGACCCUCAUAGAUGACUGGGGUGCACCAGUAGAUCAGCAUGCACAUGACGGGAAAACAGCGCUCAGAUUGGCAGCGUUGGAAGGUCACUUCGACACAGUACGGGCAUUACAUUCGCGCGGCGCAGACGUGGACGCUCUAGACGCGGACAGAAGGAGCACCCUGUACGUGCUCGCGUUAGACAAUAGACUCGCUAUGGCGCGCUUCUUACUGAGGGAGUGUGGCGCUAGUGUCGCCGCUGCUGAUAUUGAGGGUCGGACACCAUUACACGUGUCAGCUUGGCAAGGUCACACGGACAUGGUUAAUCUGCUCAUAAAAGUAGGGGGCGCGGCGGUGGACGGUCGCGACCGUUGCGGUCGCACAGCGUUGCACGCGGCGUCGUGGCGCGGCCGCUGCGGGGUGUUGAGGGCCCUGCUGCAGCGUGGCGCUGAUCCUGCCGCUGUUUGCACGCAGGGUGCCACGCCUCUAGGUAUCGCUGCACAAGAAGGACACGAGGAAUGCGUACUUUGGUUAUUACAACACGGCGCUGAUCCAACACAAGCUGAUCAUUGUGGCAGGACUCCAGCGAAGGUAGCGUGGCGUGCAGGUCACGCGCACAUAUGUAGAGUGUUGGAGCGAUGGGCCUCCGCCCCCGUGCCUAGCGCUCCGCCCCCUGCGCCAACGUCAACGUCUAUCCAACCACCCGCUGGCUCGCCGGAGUACAAAAGACGUAGCGUUCAUAGUUCGAACUCGACAAAGUCCUCAUCAAAUAUGACAGGCGGCUCUGGAAGAUCACACGACCAACAAGAUGAUACGAACGAUAAGGCAAACCGAGCGAAUCUGUCUCUCACAUUCGCACAGCAAGUGGCACGUUGUGGGCGUGGCCGCAGAGAAAAAGAGAGGGAAUGUGUUAUACCAGAACAUUACCCGCUAGAAAAAGACAGCAAAUUAAGAAGUUACCUGUCCGGUGACAGGGAUUGCAGCAGUCCGUUAUACGCAUCCCCACCUCACAGUCCAACCGAGUUGUGCAGUCCAACACAACACAACAACACAUUUGGAUCACAACCACCAAGUUUAACAUCCAUGCAGCCGAUACUGACUGAUACUCAUUUCAACCGUGACACACACAUGAGGAUAAUACUGGGCAGGGAUAGUAAACCUGUCGAUAGGAAUGAUAGUAAAAGCAAGAGGAAUGGCAUUGUGACUAAUCCCGCGAUGCGUCUAGUCGCCAACGUACGAAACGGGCUUGAUAGUGCAGCAGCCAAUAUACGUCGCACUGGAGUAGCUUUAGCUGCAAGCGCUAGUUCCGCCAACCCUGCCGUGAAAACCAACGCGUUCCAAUGGAGGAAAGAGACGCCGCUAUGA